Molecule: messenger RNA, 5798 nt
Organism: Pseudoliparis swirei
Lineage: Eukaryota; Metazoa; Chordata; Actinopteri; Perciformes; Liparidae
Gene: kcnn1a
Product: potassium intermediate/small conductance calcium-activated channel, subfamily N, member 1a
Exons: 9
Coding region: 172-1833 (553 amino acids)
Biological process (GO): potassium ion transmembrane transport
Cellular component (GO): plasma membrane; neuronal cell body; neuron projection
Molecular function (GO): calmodulin binding; small conductance calcium-activated potassium channel activity
Source: RefSeq, a predicted model, not a curated record
AGAGGGAAGACGGCGUGUUGGGGGUUUCCUCGGUCGCUGUGAGCCUCGCUGCUCCACGGACUCCGCGGGUAGAGCCCAGCAUGCCAGGCCACUACUGAGCAGAAGAAGCUGAGCCAUGCUGGAUCCAAGCCCUCCCUCUCUGAGAGCAGCGGCCGACUCCCUCAGAUAGCCAUGAACACCUGCAAGUACAAUGGCGGAGUGGUGAGACCACUAGUGGGCAGCCUGGCGUCCUCGUCGCGCCGCAACCUCGCGGAGCUCGACUCAGAGACCCAGCCCUUGCAGACGCUGAACAGCUCCGGACUGGAGGUGGUGGUGUCCAAGGGCGACGGCGGCGAAGACCCCAUCAAGGCAUCCAAUGAGAGCUUGGUCAGGGAGGGCAGCGGACGUAGUGGGUGCAGUGAGACGCAGAAGAAGAACAGGGACAUUGGCUACAGGCUCGGCCACCGGAGGGCGCUGUUUGAGAAGCGGAAGCGACUCAGCGACUACGCACUCAUCUUUGGGAUGUUUGGGAUUGUUGUCAUGGUGACAGAGACGGAACUGUCAUGGGGGGUUUACACUAAGGAAUCUUCAUACUCAUUUGCACUGAAAUGCCUUAUCAGCCUUUCCACUGUUAUAUUGCUUGGUCUUAUAAUAAUGUACCAUGCCCGGGAAAUCCAGCUGUUUAUGGUCGACAAUGGUGCGGACGAUUGGAGGAUAGCCAUGACCUAUGAGCGGAUAUUCUUCAUCGUGCUGGAGCUGCUGGUGUGUGCCAUCCAUCCCAUCCCGGGCCAGUACGUCUUCACCUGGACGGCACGGCUGGCCUUUACCUACACGCCAUCGGUGGCCGAUGCUGACGUGGACAUCAUCCUUUCCAUCCCCAUGUUCCUGAGACUCUACCUGAUCGGCAGGGUCAUGUUACUCCACAGCAAGCUGUUCACGGACGCUUCAUCUCGCAGCAUCGGCGCCCUCAACAAGAUCAACUUCAACACACGCUUUGUCAUGAAGACCCUCAUGACCAUCUGUCCAGGAACUGUUCUGCUGGUGUUCAGUAUAUCCUCCUGGAUCAUUGCUGCAUGGACUGUGCGCGUCUGUGAGAGGUAUCACGACAAACAGGAAGUGACCAGUAACUUCCUGGGAGCCAUGUGGCUCAUCUCGAUCACCUUCCUCUCCAUUGGUUAUGGGGACAUGGUACCACACACGUACUGUGGGAAAGGCGUGUGUCUGCUUACAGGGAUUAUGGGUGCUGGUUGCACUGCACUGGUGGUUGCAGUUGUAGCCAGGAAGCUGGAGCUGACCAAGGCUGAGAAACAUGUCCACAACUUCAUGAUGGACACACAACUCUGCAAACGAGUAAAGAACACAGCUGCCAAUGUACUCAGGGAAACAUGGCUCAUCUACAAACACACUAAGUUGGUCAAGAAGAUAGAUCACGCCAAGGUGCGGACACACCAGCGCAAGUUUCUCCAAGCCAUUCACCAACUGCGCAGUGUGAAGAUGGAGCAGAGGAAACUCAAUGAUCAGGCCAACACCUUGGUGGACCUGGCGAAGACCCAGAAUGUGAUGUAUGACCUGGUGUCAGAGCUGCAGGAGCGCAGUGAGGAGCUGGACAAGCGCAUCGCCACAUUGGAGGACAAGCUGGACACGGUGACGGGCAGCCUGCAGGCGCUGCCCUGCCUCAUCUCCCAAGCCAUAACCCAGCAGCAGCAGGAAUUCCUGGACGGCUUUGUUCACCGCUUUCGGCCCGCCUCACUAGCCUCAGAGCGCUCUGAACGCUCUGAGCGAUCCUGGACUUCCACCGCCCGCAGGCGGCGCUCUCCCUCCACAGCACCACACACCUCCUCUGAUAGUGGAUAACCUUCACGGACCCACUGCAAUCCCCUCCGAGACCCACCUUUCCCAAACCAACUCGCCACCUCAUUUUGUCAUAUCCAAAGCCGUCCACUGGCGAGUCCAUGUCUAGACUCAUAAUUAAUCCAUAUCUUGACCCCGGAUCUGAUCCAGGCCCCUAUUCUCUUCCCUGUCAUCAAAUCCAAAAACCAAUUCCUCUGUGACUGAGCCUCUCCACACAGGACUGGAUCAGAGCUACUCCAAAAGAACAAAGACUUAAAUCAAGACAACAAAUGGAUCCCAAAAAAAGAAAAAGAGAAAAAAAAAUGUAAAUGACUGAAAAACCGAGAUAAAGUAGAGAUAUGGUUUAUGUUUUAGCCAUUGUAUGGCUGUUCAAGUUAGCUUUUUUGUAAAAGCCCUUGUAUAGUUAAAAAAUGACUGAGUUCAGGGUCGCUGGGGUGAGAGCUGGCUAUCACACCGGAGAGUCCUUAACCGCGAGGGGGAAGUUGGUCUGUGGAGCCUCGGCUCACCUGCUGGUCCUCUGAGGCCAUGGAGGACAUCCCUCCACCCAUCCGUCUGUCUACCUGUUUGUCUGAAGAGGAGAGACAAACCAUUGGAUUUCCCUUCCAAAAGACUAUCGUGUCACGGAUUCUUUCCCAUAGGUUAGGGUGAAAGCUUUAGACGAGGCUACAAAAGCGCUGACUUGAGGUCAGUGUUUGAAAAUGCACUUACGGGGAAGAAGAAACUGUCACACAAAAGAAGAGCAAAGGGGAUGCUUAUGGCAUUACUACUGGGUAGGAAACAUGUACACAGUUGCCAACUUCAAGGUUUAAACUCCCUUGUUCUUACCGAGGGGAAAUGAGAGGGACUAUCUUUUUUAGUUACAUAUUGACGUGAUUUUUCAGUGCCUGAAUGUAUAAAUAGUAGAGGGUUAUUUAAUUACUAAUUUCUGAGCUUUUUUAUGAUGUUAUCAGUCUGAAUACGGCAUUGCAUUCCUUUUUCAGAUACAUUCCUCUCCAAAAAUUUAAAGAAAAUGUCUUAAUGUAAUGCAUAGCAUUGCCUCCAUUACACAGCAAAUCUAAAUGUUUUGAACAUUUUUAUUUCUUCGACACCGUCAGAAAUGAAAAAGUUCAGUGAAUAAGCAAAAGUGAAGUUGACAAAGAGAAUAUGUGUGUGUGUGUUUGUCAGAGAACAAGUUCACUUUUAGCUCAAUGCUGAACACUCACACACAACUAUGAAAUAUGUAGAAGUCUACCGUUCUCACCACCACUAAUUAGAGCUUCCUGUGGUCUUCAGAUAAUGGCAUGGCUUGAGGUCUGCUGCAUAUACGGCCACUCUAGCACUCUUCACUGGUCAGACUGAGACGCCAACCCUGCCCUUUGCAUGGUUCUGUGCAACAAUGACAAUGGAACACAAUCUUCCUCACAUGGCUGGAUGAUUUUACAUGAUUUACAUGUUUUGUUAUUUUAUGACGUUUAUUUUUGUUUGAUUGAUGCCUUUUUUUCUUUUAUUUAUUUCAACAUUUUACGAGGAUACCUAGGGUUUUUAUAGUUGCAGAACCUAGAGAGUUGCAUUAAUCUGAUUCUUCAAUCUUCCCCAUUUAAAAUGUAGAGGUGGAGAAAAAUCGCUCUGAAAAAAGUGCUGAAGGAACUUUAUUGAAUGGGUUCCUCUGCAAAUUUAAAAUGAAUAGUUUUUGGCAAUAUAAUUAUGAAUUUUAGCCGAAUGUUGGAUGAGAAGAUGGAUAGAUGGUAAAUAUGAAGCUACUGCUAGCAGCCGGUUAGCUUAGCUUCACUUAGCUACUUCUAAAACACAUUAUACCUUGUUUAUUUAAUCCAGGGGAAAAAACUAAAUUGUAAAUAAUUCAGUCACAUACUGGAGUCUACUCUGGUUGCCUGGCAACCUUUAUGGUGCCAACACAACUCUAGGAAAUAGGCCUCCCUUAAAACCUCAACUUGUCGUUUCUACAUUUAAGUGGAUUUUGUUACCUUUGUACGGAGACAGCCUCGAGGUUUUCUUACUUUUUGCUGUCUUUAUGUUAAGAUAAGCUAACCAGCUGCUCACACUUCAUUCGCAUUUCAUAUAUUUACGGAGAGUGGUAUCAAUUGUCUCAUCCAACUCUGAGCAAGAAAGUCAAUAAGCAUAUUUCCCCAAAGUGUCAAACUAUUCCCUUAACAUUGCCGUAUCAGGCCUCUGCGUUGUCUCUCGAAAAAACAUUGAACACAUUAACUUUGACAGAGGAGACAUUAGAAUAUUUAAAAUCUCCAAAGCAUGUUUGAAGCAUCCUUUGAAGCAUCCUAUAGUAGUGUGUUCUGAAAUAUUUAGGAUCUUUAAAGUCAUUUCUUUCCAAAGGUCAUAUAAAAAGCAGAGCAGGAAGUCUGCAGGUUAGCGGGCUAGCAUGCUGUCCCAACGUAGUUUGAAUGGUAGAUAAUCUGAGUCCCAAAAGGAUGUUAGUGCUAAAAGUCAUCUCUGUGACCCCUCAGGCAGACCGACAAAGAGGAUCAUUAUUAUUUGAUGCAUCUUAAUUAUUUCCAAACUGCUUUGGGUUGAAUCUGGGCGAAGUCUAAACCCUGCGGGAGAGGGCUCUGGACUGACCAGAGAGCACUUUACUAAAGAACAUAUUCAGUUUGCUGCAAGAGGAACUUAAUCAAGCAUGAGUAUUAGCUUUUUUCCUUUCAACUUGAGUUGAUGAAGCAUGACUCUUUACUGCCCCCACCUCCGGCCACUUCUCGUACAGUGCUACACCCUUCCGGUACGAAGGGAUCUAUCAUGCCAUUACAGUCUCCGUUUCAAUCAGGGUCAUCCAAUGAGUCAGCACGGCUAAUGGCCGACUAUCUUGAUUACGGCCUUACCUGCCUUUUCGAAUCUAAGGUUUGCAUCUCUUCAUUACACGGCAGGUUUCGCCUCUCAUUUGUCGUCUGUCAUUAAGAACGCCAGUCCCCCGUAGAGGCUUCUCAAAUGGCCUGCAGCAGAGAUCUUUGAGUGGUUUGAAUGGAAUAACGACCAAAUAGAAAGGAAGAAGCAGGGGAACCGCCAGCUCAUGUUCCAUGUUGCACUCAGAGUGGACUAUUCAUUUACACAAGAAAAGAUCACAGAUGCUGAAGUGUCCUCCCAGGAGAGAUGUGGAGGUGCUGGUGUUAAGGACCUCAUCCUUCUCCAGGCAGCAGGGGGAAGGCGAGAUGAGAAAAAAGAGCUGGGAGCAAUAGCUAAUUUACUGACACGUUGGUUUUGGCCCCCGGGUUGUGAACAGUGAGAGUGGUUGUCCUGUACAUAUAACCUCAUUGUAGAUGUCGCCAAGUAAACGGGACAAAUGAUGAACCUGGUUAAAGUAGCUGGGUGCAAUGCACAGCAUGUUGCAAGUGCAGUAGAAAAAAACAUUUUAGAAAGGAUACAAAGGAUUUGAAAUUCUGUCAAAUUAAAGAUUAUUUUUGAUUAAUUCGCACUUUGUUCUGCUGAUGGAGAUAUAAUCAGGUCCUGUUGUUUUUUUAUCCUAUUGUAAAGAUUAUGUUUCUUUUUCACUCCUUAUCCAACAAAGUCCUGCCAAUACACCAUUCCAAUAUUUAAUAGAGACACGAUUUUCUCCAGCAGAAAAUAAACAAUGCACAGUAUUUUGUAGUGAAGUGAGGGACAUUCAUGAUGUUAUUCUGAUGAUGGUAGAUGAGUCAAAGUGAUAAACACAUCCUAGAGUCUUUUAUUAUCCUGAAGAGUAGGCUUUCCUCAUAGAGCAGGAAUCAGAACAAACUUCGACUGAACAAUAACACAGUGAAAAACCCCAACAAGUGAAGAAAUGUAACCCAAUCAUUGUUCUGUGUACACUGCCACAUGAUGCAUAAUGUACGUAGUAGCGCUGGAUUAAAUCAAUUUUUAAUGGAUGGCAAAUGGGUUGAACGUGUUCUCUGUAAACUGUUUGCUGUUCCUUCAUUUUGCAGGUGAACUUUUGUCCUAGCAAGGAGAGACACCAAGGUCAAAUCAUUAAAGACUAUCUUCAGCUAUGA